Messenger RNA from Lactuca saligna, 669 nucleotides. The record is from the annotation of a GenBank genome assembly. Lineage: Eukaryota; Viridiplantae; Streptophyta; Magnoliopsida; Asterales; Asteraceae.
AUGAGGUCAUGGAGAAGUAAAACACCGUUAACUUGGGUUCAAUGUUGUCGAAUAAUCAACGCGUCUUUGCCUAACAACCAACUUAUUUUUGUCGUGGCAAACCUAACUGAGUUGAUGUUGUCGUUUUAUGUUCGCUACGUGAAUUGGACUCUUAACCAUCAAGAGUCUCCCCCACGACAACAUACUCCGGCCCGAAAUAGUCCAGAGUCUCCCCCACCACAUCAUAGUCCAGUCCGAAAUAGUCCACCUGUUGUUGCCUCGCCUCCUCGAAGAAAGAAGUACAUGUCGGAAACAUCUUCGACUGAAUCUGGCACAAAUGCUUCUUCCUCGCAACAUGUUGAAAUAGAAAGAACUUAUAUGUCAACCGACAUAUUAACAAGGUUGGUAAAGAAGAAGAAGACAAGCACAAAGGCAUUAGUGAAGCGUCUACUAGGCUUUGUGGCUAACUUAUCUUCUAAAGUAGAUCGUCUAUUAAAGAAAAAAGAUGAACUAGACACAGGGUUUGGAGACUUGGAGGAUGAGGAGGAGAUGAUAAACGAAGAGGAUGAAGAAACAUAUUACCAUUGUACACAGUUGAACUAUGAUGAUAUAAGUAGUCAUGGUUUGGAGGGGGGAAGUUGGGCAUACACCUACGCAUUCGUUCACAGUGGUACAAAACUCAUAUUUUAA